AUGGGCGUGGGAAACAAGCGGACAUUGACCAAGACGCGGAGGAAGUUGAGAGACGUCGACCAGAUCAAGGCCGACAUGCUUUCUCCACGACAUUUACGGCAAUGGAAGGACACGAAGGCGCCUGAGGAUCUCCCUGGCUUGGGUCAGCACUAUUGCGUCGAAUGCGCCAAAUGGUUCGAAACCGAGAUCAGCCUGGUCGGUCAUCAGAAGGGAAAGCCUCAUAAGCGCAGAGUCAAGCAGCUCAAGGAGGAGCCCUACACCCAGAAGGAAGCCGAGGCUGUCGUUGGUCUUCGAACGGAUAACAAGGGCCCUAGCAAGGGCGGUCCGGAGAGGGCCAUCGACCAGGAGGUUGAGAUGGAGACCUGA
Messenger RNA from Colletotrichum aenigma, 366 nucleotides. It is a transcript of the gene bud20, whose product is annotated as Zinc finger protein bud20. The transcript is spliced from 3 exons. The record is from RefSeq and is a predicted model, not a curated record. The coding region runs from base 1 to 366 and encodes 121 amino acids. Gene Ontology annotation, molecular function: nucleic acid binding; zinc ion binding. NCBI's taxonomy places the organism in Eukaryota, Fungi, Ascomycota, Sordariomycetes, Glomerellales, Glomerellaceae.